UAAACUUUCCCAUGUAACCAGACUAGUAAAGUCAGGUAAAAACAAGAGAAGAUUGAAAACUAUUAGAAAUGAACAAUACACUACUAUUAACCGUUGUAAUAUAUUUAACGACUGUUCAAAUAGUAAAUUCAAUCCAAUGCUACCAAUGUGAUAGCAACGAGGAUAAUAGUUGUCCUUCCAAUAAGGGCUUUGAUGAGGAUAUUAAUGCUUUGGUAGAUUGUAAUAGCUUUGAAGCCACAGUUCCAGGUACAUUUUGUAUGAAGAUAACUCAAGAAAGUCCAGGAUGGCGUGGUUGGAAAAAAGUAACAAGGAGGUGCGGGUCGAGAUCUGAUACCGGUGUUGCUUGGGGAUGCAGAUGGACUUUUGAGGAUAACGGAGUAUGGAAAGAAACCUGCUUCUGUGAAGAUAGGGACGGUUGUAAUGGUGCUGGAUUAAUUAAGACUAAUACACUCGUCUUAGCUAUAAUGAUUUUAACCGCCGGCUUUUUUAUUCUAUUUUGA
This is a messenger RNA of Dimorphilus gyrociliatus, 500 nucleotides long. The record is from the annotation of a GenBank genome assembly. Lineage: Eukaryota; Metazoa; Annelida; Polychaeta; Dinophilidae.